GAGAGACCGGCCUUCCUUUUUUUUCCUCUUCCGAAUCUCUCUGGUAAAAAUCAUCCUAAAGCCAUAGAAAAUUGUCCGAGAACUCAAGCGCGAUUCAAAAACCCUAAUUUUCGGAUUCAAGACGAUUCUUCAGUUCCUGGGUUUCUCUUAAUCGAUUCGAGUCCAUGGACAAGGAAGAAUUGAAGAAACUGAAUCAUUUGUCCCUCGUCUCCAAUGUCUGCAACGAAUUGGAGACCCAUCUAGGUUUCGGGGACAAGGUUUUGGCCGAGUUCAUCAUCGAGCUCGGGCGGAGCAGCGAGACGGUCGAUGAAUUCGACUCGAAGCUGAAGGAGAAUGGCGCAGAGAUGCCGGAUUACUUUGUCCGAUCCCUGUUGACGAUAAUCCACGGGAUUUACGCGCCGACGCCAAAAUCGGAGAAAGAUUCGAAGAGGAAAGGGGAAGAUGGAGGUGGGGAGAAGGAGAAAUUCAAGGCUUUGGCAAUCAAGGACAGUAGAGACAGAGUGAAGGAGCUGGAGAAGGAACUCGAGAUAGAAGCUCGGGAGAGACAGAGAGAAGGUAGAGAAGAUGAAUAUCGUAGGAGAGAUAGAGAUAGAGAUAGGGAACGAGACCGAGGCACAGAUAGAGAUAGAGAACGUGAUAGGUAUGAUAGAAGGGAUCGGCAUGGAGGAAGGAAUCAUGGGGGUGAUGGUGAUUAUAAUCAUGAAGAUAGAAGAAGGGAUAGGAACAGAGACAGCCGUAGGGGAGGAGAUGAUUGUAUCGAGGACGGUAGAGACACUAGGGAGAAUGAGGGGUAUCGAGAGAGUAAUGGGCGGCAUCGUAGGAGCAAUGAGCCUGAAUUGUAUCAGAUUUACAAAGGUAGAGUGACCAGGGUGAUGGAGUCGGGUUGUUUCGUUCAGUUGGAUGAGUUUCGGGGGAAAGAAGGAUUAGUCCAUGUUUCUCAGAUAGCGACGAGGAAGGUUAGCAAGGCAAAAGAUGUGGUGAAAAGGGAUCAGGAAGUUUUUGUUAAAGUAAUAUCAGUUUCCGGUCAGAAGUUGAGUCUUUCUAUGAGGGAUGUUGAUCAGAAUACUGGCAGAGAUUUGAUUCCUUUGAAGAGGAAUUCGGAUGAUAAUACAUUGAGGAGUAAUCCGUCUGGGACAAGGGAUGGACCUACGACAAAGACUGGUAUUUCAGGAAUUCGGAUUGUGGAAGAGGAGGAUGUCGCUCCAUCACGCAGGCCGUUGAAGAGAAUGAGCUCGCCCGAGAGAUGGGAAGCACAACAGUUGAUUGCCUCUGGUGUAUUAAGAGUUGAAGAUUUUCCAAUGUAUGAUGAAGAAGGAGAUGGGAUGCUUUAUCAAGAGGAGGGUGCUGAAGAGGAGCUUGAGAUUGAAAUGAAUGAUGAUGAACCUGCAUUUUUGCAGGGGCAAACCAGGUACUCCGUCGAUAUGUCUCCGGUUAAGAUCUUCAAAAAUCCCGAGGGUUCUUUGAGCCGAGCAGCUGCACUUCAGUCUGCUCUCAUCAAGGAAAGAAGAGAAAUGAGGGAGCAGCAACAAAGAACAAUGCUUGACUCGAUCCCUAAGGAUCUGAAUCGUCCGUGGGAAGAUCCUAUGCCCGAGACAGGUGAAAGGCAUCUUGCCCAGGAGCUUAGGGGUGUCGGGUUAUCAGCUUAUGACAUGCCUGAGUGGAAGAAGGAUGCUUACGGGAAAACAGUGACUUUUGGGCAGAGAUCGAAGCUUUCUAUCCAGGACCAAAGGGAAAGCUUGCCGAUAUAUAAGCUGAAAAAGGAACUGAUACAAGCUGUUCAUGAUAAUCAAGUUUUGGUGGUCAUUGGUGAGACUGGGUCUGGUAAGACAACACAGGUGACUCAGUAUCUGGCGGAAGCGGGCUACACUACAAAGGGAAAAAUCGGUUGUACUCAACCUCGUCGGGUUGCUGCCAUGUCUGUUGCCAAGAGAGUUGCUGAGGAGUUUGGUUGUCGUUUGGGUGAGGAGGUCGGGUAUGCGAUUAGGUUUGAGGAUUGUACUGGACCGGACACUGUGAUCAAGUACAUGACUGAUGGUAUGCUUCUUAGGGAGAUUCUUAUAGAUGAGAAUCUCUCUCAGUACUCGGUUGUUAUGCUUGACGAAGCUCACGAGAGGACAAUCCACACCGAUGUCCUUUUCGGUCUUCUGAAGAAACUGGUGAAACGUAGGCCUGAUCUUCGUCUCAUCGUCACAUCUGCCACAUUGGAUGCAGAGAAGUUCUCUGGGUAUUUCUUCAACUGUAAUAUUUUUACAAUUCCGGGAAGAACGUUCCCUGUAGAGAUACUGUAUACCAAACAGCCAGAAACAGAUUAUCUGGAUGCUGCCCUGAUCACGGUCCUACAGAUACACUUAACUGAACCCGAGGGUGAUGUUCUCCUCUUUUUGACCGGUCAGGAAGAGAUUGAUUUCGCGUGCCAGUCUCUUUACGAGAGGAUGAAAGGCCUAGGCAAAAAUGUUCCUGAACUCAUCAUUUUACCGGUGUAUAGUGCGCUCCCUAGUGAAAUGCAAUCUAGAAUUUUUGACCCUGCUCCUCCCGGUAAGCGGAAAGUGGUUGUGGCUACGAAUAUAGCGGAAGCUUCUUUGACAAUAGACGGAAUAUACUAUGUCGUGGAUCCUGGUUUCGCCAAGCAGAAUGUGUAUAAUCCGAAGCAAGGGUUGGAUUCUCUUGUCAUAACUCCGAUUUCUCAAGCAUCAGCCAAGCAAAGGGCUGGACGUGCUGGUCGUACUGGGCCUGGAAAAUGUUACCGUCUCUACACCGAGAGUGCAUAUCGGAACGAGAUGCCUCCUACAACGAUUCCUGAGAUUCAAAGGAUCAAUCUCGGGAUGACAACUCUGACCAUGAAGGCGAUGGGCAUCAAUGAUUUGUUAUCAUUCGACUUCAUGGAUCCUCCUCAACCCCAAGCCUUGAUUUCUGCAAUGGAACAGCUGUACAGUCUUGGAGCCUUAGACGAGGAAGGUCUUUUGACAAAACUCGGUAGAAAGAUGGCAGAAUUUCCUCUGGAACCACCUUUGUCUAAGAUGUUACUCGCCAGUGUGGAUCUCGGGUGUAGUGACGAGAUUUUGACGAUAAUUGCCAUGAUCCAGACGGGCAACAUAUUCUAUCGACCCAGAGAGAAACAAGCUCAGGCUGAUCAAAAGAAGGCCAAGUUUUUUCAGCCUGAGGGCGAUCAUUUGACUCUUCUUGCUGUAUAUGAAGCCUGGAAGGCCAAAAACUUCUCCGGACCUUGGUGUUUCGAGAAUUUCAUUCAGGCUCGGUCUCUACGUCGUGCUCAGGACGUAAGGAAACAACUUCUCAGCAUCAUGGACAAGUAUAAACUCGACGUGGUGAGUGCGGGCAAGAAUUUCAUGAAGAUAAGGAAAGCGAUCACUGCAGGGUUCUUCUUCCACGCAUCGAGAAAAGACCCGCAGGAAGGGUACAGAACCCUGGUGGAGAAUCAAGCGGUGUAUAUCCAUCCGAGCAGCGCGCUGUUCCAGAGGCAACCCGAUUGGGUGAUAUACCACGAGCUCGUGAUGACGACGAAGGAGUACAUGAGGGAAGUGACGGUGAUCGACCCGAAAUGGCUCGUGGAAUUGGCACCGAGGUUCUUCAAGGUGUCUGACCCUACAAAGCUGAGCAAGCGUAAGCGCCAAGAACGGAUCGAGCCGUUGUAUGAUAGAUACCACGAGCCGAACUCCUGGCGUCUCAGCAAACGGCGUGCCUGAAAUCAUCACCCGUCUUCGAACGAAGGAUUCUGUUACGUCUCUAUUGCUUUUGUAUAUAUGUUUCGUUUGUGUUCCGGUCAUAACUCAAAGGGCUUACUCUACUUGUGUGUUGUUCAACGUUUGUUGUCGGAUGUUUUCCGUGGAGGCCGAAACGACGUCGCGUACCUUUCUGUCUUGUUUUGAACUAUCAAAAUAUGUGCUUUUGACCAACCAUUUUUUUACCAUUCCUAUAAUAUUGGGUUUGCGUUUUUUA
Messenger RNA from Tarenaya hassleriana, 3954 nucleotides. Its product is annotated as probable pre-mRNA-splicing factor ATP-dependent RNA helicase DEAH5. The record is from RefSeq and is a predicted model, not a curated record. Gene Ontology annotation, molecular function: ATP binding; RNA binding; RNA helicase activity. Lineage: Eukaryota; Viridiplantae; Streptophyta; Magnoliopsida; Brassicales; Cleomaceae. Bases 165 to 3701 code for a protein of 1178 amino acids. Gene Ontology annotation, biological process: mRNA splicing, via spliceosome; spliceosomal complex disassembly. Gene Ontology annotation, cellular component: catalytic step 2 spliceosome; intracellular anatomical structure. The transcript is spliced from 2 exons.